Messenger RNA from Coprinopsis cinerea okayama7#130, 222 nucleotides. RefSeq lists its product as hypothetical. NCBI's taxonomy places the organism in Eukaryota, Fungi, Basidiomycota, Agaricomycetes, Agaricales, Psathyrellaceae. The record is from RefSeq and is a predicted model, not a curated record. Bases 1 to 222 code for a protein of 73 amino acids. The transcript has 4 exons.
AUGACUCGAACGAAAGGCCAGAGAGCAUUGCGCAAGGUCCGGGGUCGAGAAGCGGCCGUCCGUCUUCCAAGGAAUAUCCGAGGUGUUGAAGACAAUAAUUGGUGGCUGACGGGGGUUGUUGAAGUCGCUUUCAUGGAUUUGAAGGAGGUCGAACUUUGCCAUGAUGGCCCGUGGUGGAUCGGAGGCAUCACAAGGAGAGAUAGAGGGCGGAAUUCAAGAUAA